Messenger RNA from Pelodiscus sinensis (Chinese soft-shelled turtle), 2911 nucleotides. NCBI's taxonomy places the organism in Eukaryota, Metazoa, Chordata, Testudines, Trionychidae. The record is from RefSeq and is a predicted model, not a curated record.
UUUAUUUGUGGAAUAAAAUUGAUACUGUUUAAUCAAGCAACACGAAGAAUAAGCUCCAACAUGUCUGAUUCCAGCAAGGUUGAAGAACAAGAGUUAGAAAAGAGCUUAGUUGAGGAAGCAGACAGAAUAAUUUCUAAAGCUUCAGAGGCAGAGUCUGCUGUCAGUUUGGAUGAGGACAAUACAACAUCAGCUAAAGAGCAGGAUGCUGGAAAUGAAAAGGAAGAUGUUAGCGGUCAUCAGGACACAACAUCAAAAAAGAGAAAAGCAGAAGAUGAAGAUGAACCUAGAGAAGUGCACUUGGCAGAAGGGCAUGGACAAACUGUAGCUGCACAUUACAAUGAACUUCAAGAAGUUGGAUUAGAAAAACGUAGUCAGAGUCGCAUAUUUUUCCUCAGAAAUUUUAAUAACUGGAUGAAGAGUCUUCUCAUUGGUGAAUUUAUUGAAAAGGUACGACGUAGGAAGCGAGAGAUCACUGUGUUGGAUCUGGGCUGUGGAAAAGGUGGAGACCUUCUUAAAUGGAAGAAAGGCAAAAUCAGUAAACUUGUGUGUACAGAUAUUGCCGAAGUUUCCAUGCAACAGUGCCAACAGCGGUAUGCUGAUAUGAAAGCCCGGUGUCGUGCUAAUGAAUACAUUUUCAAUGCAGAAUUUAUAACAGCUGAUAGCUCUAAGGAACUUCUGUCUGACAGUUACAGUGAUACACAUAUGUGCUUCGACAUAUGCAGCUGCCAGUUUGUUUACCAUUACUCAUUUGAGACGUAUGAGCAGGCUGAUAUGAUGCUUAAAAAUGCUUGUGGGAAUCUCUGUCCCGGAGGGUAUUUUAUUGGUACAACUCCAAAUAGCUUUGAGCUUGUAAAGCGACUUGAGGCUUCGGAAACUGAUUCAUUUGGGAAUGAUGUGUACACUGUACAGUUUCAGAAGAAAGGGGAGUAUCCCUUGUUUGGCUGCAAAUAUAACUUUAAUUUGGAAGGAGUUGUUGAUGUCCCUGAGUUCUUGGUUUAUUUUCCUUUACUGAUAGAAAUGGCAAAAAAAUAUGGGAUGAAACUAGUCUACAAAAAGACAUUUCGGGAGUUCUAUGAAGAAAAGAUUAAGGAUGAGGAAAAUAAAAUGUUGUUAAAGCGAAUGCAGGCUUUGGAGCCAUAUCCUCCAAAUGAUAAUUCCAAACUUGUGUCUGAUAAGUCUGAUGAUUAUGAGCAUGCAGAAAAGCUUAUAAAAGAUGGCAAAGCAAAGUUACCUCUGGGGACCUUGAGUAAAUCUGAAUGGGAAGCAACUAGUAUUUACUUGGUUUUUGCAUUUGAAAAGCAACAGUGAAAAGAACGUGUACCGGAUGUAGCAAGAAGAGAUUGCUUCCUUGUACAAAUUGGAGUGAUGUAAAACCAUUGUGGCAACUAUUUUUUUAUGUUUAUUUUUUAAUUAUUAGAAGUGUGCAGGACACUACCAAAAACUAGGGCAAGCUCAUGAUUGAGUUAUAGUUGCCUGUCUGCGACAGAUGGACUUGAGUGUAUAUAGAAGAUUGUCUGAACCUGGCUUUUUAAAACAUUUUUCAGUAAUCUGCAUGCUGUUUGAAAUCCACAAUGCUUUUGUUUCCAAUAAGAGUUUGUUAGUAAAGUUUGUUCAGGUGAUCAAGGGCCUGGUCCUUUACCCACUGAAGUCAAUGGAAGGACUUCCAGUGACUGCGGUGAUGUAGGAUCAAGGCUUAAGAGCACACUACAGCAAAACUCAGAUUCAUUCACAGUGCAGUACUUUAACAGUAUUAAAUUGUAUUGUAGUUUAUGUGGAAAGGUUCCCAAACUGUUCUUGUUUUUUGUGCUCACUGGUUUGUAGUGUCAUUGUGCUAUCUUCAAGAUUAAAUGGAUUUAUGUUCUGUACACCUGAAUGCGCUGAAAGUAUUGUUAGAGAUGCCUUCAUGAACACUUUCAAUUUUAAAACCUCUUGUGACUUUUUCCUGGAGGCUUUAACAUCUCCAUUGUUUGUGCGGUUCUUUGUCCCUACCUACUGUCAAAGCCUGGGAGCUAAAGACAUGCUUUUCACUUGUUCUGUGAAAUAGUAUUUAGGUUUGGUUGAGUUGAUAAACUGUUGAAAAUCAUUAUUCCCUUCUCUCACUUGUGCUGCUCAGGAAAACUUCGGCAGCAUAUCAAAAUAACUGAAUAGUAAUUUUCUCAAGAGCUGAGCCUACGUUUCACUGAUAAUACCUGGGAUUUGGCCAAACAACUGCAGUAUUGGGCACAGGGAGCUCAAACUCCCUGCCUCCUCUCCUCUGGCAUGACUACUUCUUCCACCUGUAGAUAGAACCCUUCAAAAUAAAAUCAGACUCAGAGGGUGCCCCUGCCAGCAUCUGGUACUUAUGUUGACUUCCCUUACUUUUUGCUAGAGUAAGGGCAUUAGCUCUUGUCAGCCUCCCGCUAUGGGGAGGCUGCCAAGCACAGCUUAAGGUAAGAAGACUUCAGCUCUGUACAUAACUGGAGUCUUAAGCAUACCUUAAGCUGAGCUGCUGGGUUUAGUUUAGAUCUGGCCAUACAAUACAGUUGGUACAAGCGUGUACUACAGUGUUGAAUAUUCAGGGCUCAAAUCCUGCUGCUACAUGAUACCGGAGGUUUUGACUGUACUACCUAAUAUAAAUUGUUUUUUUACCUUUAACCAUCCCUUAAAAUUGUGCACCAAAAACAAUCAAGUAAAUGUUAUUUAGAUUGUGAAGUCAAGUUCUCAAAAGUUAGGAAAUGUGAGAUUUACAGUUUCUUGGGCUUCCUUAAUGUGGUUUUAUACUUUUUACAUGACCCUUGUCUCAUUUAUUGCACAAGAUGGAAGCACAAAGGAGCAGAAUUCAGUUGCCCAGACAACUGUAAAUUGCUUGGUUGUAAUGAUUGAGUAUUAUGGCACUGCUUUGGUGUAAAUAAAGCUCCUCCCAGAUUAUGUC